ACAACAUUCAAUUCCAUUCACUUGCCUCGCAUCACCACUCCAAGCUCACCUUCAAGAUGCUUUCUUCCAUCUUCACCCUCGCAGUGGCUGCUGCUGGCUUUGCCUCUGCUGACUUCGUUCGUUGCGGAACUGAGAACCCCAAUGCCACCCACAUGGCUGAGAUGAACGAGGCCUUCAUGGCUACCGACCUGCAGCGUGUUGUCGCCCAGGCCAUCUCGGUUGACACCUACGUCCACAUUGUGACCACCUCUGCCAAGGAAGGCCAAUACACCCGCGCCAUGGCACAGGAGCAAAUGUCGGUGAUGAACGAUGCCUACUCUGCCAUGGGCAUUUCCUUCAACACCGUCUCCAUCGACAUCACUGUCAACAACGCCUGGGCCGCCGCCGGCCAGGGCAGCAGCGCCGAGACACAGAUGAAGCAAUCCCUCAAGCAAGGCUCCUACGCCGACCUCAACCUCUACUUCCUUUCCGACCUUGGCGGCGGCUUGCUCGGCUUCUGCUACUUCCCUCUCGCCAACCCCACCUCCACCGACCUGGUCCUCGACGGCUGCAUCAACCUCGCAGGCUCCCUUCCCGGCGGUGAUGCCACCAACUACGACGAGGGACUGACUGCCGUGCACGAAGUCGGUCACUGGUUCGGUGUCUACCACGUCUUCCAGGGCCAGAGCUGCAGCGGAUCUGGUGACCAGGUCUCUGACACUCCUAUCCAGCGCACUGCCACCAACGGCUGCCCUGCCAGCCAGGACUCGUGCCCUAACGCUUCCGGUGUCGACUCUAUCCACAACUACAUGGACUACUCGUACGAUGCUUGCAUGACUGAGUGGACCACUGGCCAGAGCGAGCGUGCCAACGCUUUGUACUCUCAGUACCGUGCUGGUAACUAGAUGAUGAUGAUGAUUGAUGAUGAUGACGAUGAUGAUGAUGUUGUUGUUGUUGCUGCUGUUGCAGUUGGGGGAAAGGAGAUGAGCACUUGAUGUCUCAUCAGAUGGAGUGUCGUUGUGGCUGUUGUGGCAAGAGAAAAAAGGUCUUGAAAAUGAAAGUGUUGUCAUUUUGAGUUGUCCAGGAUCAAUUUAGACUUACCGUAACUACCGAUACAUUGAUAGACCAAGGAAUCGCAAC
Messenger RNA from Sphaerulina musiva SO2202, 1119 nucleotides. RefSeq names its product metalloprotease. The transcript has 2 exons. Bases 57 to 884 code for a protein of 275 amino acids. The record is from RefSeq and is a predicted model, not a curated record. Lineage: Eukaryota; Fungi; Ascomycota; Dothideomycetes; Mycosphaerellales; Mycosphaerellaceae. Gene Ontology annotation, molecular function: metallopeptidase activity.